AUGAUAAGUCAACAAGCAAUUUUAUUACUACUGUGCACAGCUGCUACUUGUGUCCUCGCGUUCUGUCCAGCAUUUCUGAAAAACCAAACAGCCUGCACUUGUUUCGCAUAUAUCGACGGUAUUGUAAUCAGAUGUAAUGGCCAGGAUGGCCCGGCGGUGGUGGAACAGCUCAAAAAGACGCCCAUUGAAAUUCGCGAACUGGCACUCGAAAAUGCAAAUAUUGUCGAGAUUGGGCGAAAUGCAUUCAAAAAUCUACGCAUAAAGAAGUUAAUUCUGGACAACAAUCGCAUUCGUGCACUGCAUCCGGACGCAUUCCGGGGCUUGGAAUCUGCCAUGCUUGAGCUAUCAAUCUCCAAAAACAAGCUUACUGCUAUUCCAACUGAUUCGCUAACUGCGAUGCGUGCCCUGAGUGUUCUUAGUCUUCGCUGUAAUAAUAUUGGUGAUAUCAAGACACCAGUUUUCCGCAACAUGUCCAGCUUGAUUGAUUUGAAUCUCGGAUGCAAUCAGAUUUGCAACAUCGAAGGGCCAGUUUUCAAUGACGUAAAGAAUACGCUACAAAAUCUUAUCCUGGAUAAUAAUUGCCUAUCGUCGGUACCUUCCGAAUCAAUCCGCAAUUUGGACAGUCUAAUCGGUCUUCACAUCAAAUACAAUCAGGUUAGUAAUUAUGUUGAUUUCUGUGAUUGCUUGUGA
Molecule: messenger RNA, 690 nt
Organism: Gongylonema pulchrum
Lineage: Eukaryota; Metazoa; Nematoda; Chromadorea; Rhabditida; Gongylonematidae
Source: the annotation of a GenBank genome assembly